Ruditapes philippinarum (Manila clam) is the source of this 11980-nucleotide messenger RNA. RefSeq lists its product as uncharacterized. The coding region runs from base 352 to 2763 and encodes 803 amino acids. Gene Ontology annotation, molecular function: protein binding. The record is from RefSeq and is a predicted model, not a curated record. NCBI's taxonomy places the organism in Eukaryota, Metazoa, Mollusca, Bivalvia, Venerida, Veneridae. The transcript has 12 exons.
AAAAACGUAAUGUCAUGGAUGUACAUUCUACAGUAUUAUCUUAAUAUUAAUAUACAUACUGAGAUGACACCAUUUGUGUAUAAAUCUGUAAUGAUCAAAGUUUAAAGUCUGAUGUCAGUUAAGCUGUUUUUUUACCUCUUGAAAGAUUUGAUAAAAUUGUUUCAACUGUCAUCUAGUUUAUUGAUAAAAUCAUGAAGAAAUGUAAAAAUAAAGAAUGUACAUGCAUGGAUUUAUUUUCAUGUGACCAAAUAUUUUAUUUAAGGAAUGUUUUCUUUGUCUAAAGUUUGGAAGUAUUAUAAGGAAUUUAAGUUUUGUUUUACGGUAACAUUCCAAUGACAGGCAAUAUUAAAAAUGAAUGAAGAAGUUCUUACGCACAAGCCUUCAAGAUCAUUAUCUAAAUAUGUAAAUGAAGCAUUCAGCUUCCUGAACGUUGAAGAUGUAGACGAACCAAAUGAUAAAGACACACCUGUGUAUAUCUCAAAAGAAUUGCAAACAGUUGUUGAAGGUAAAGUGUCAGAAACUGUAAAUGGAAACAUACAUGAAAUUGAUCAUCACAGGAAUGGAGAUCCAGAAGAGUUUAGAAUAGAAACUACUGUUGUGGAUGAGGAGACAACUGUGAAUGGGGAAACCGUAGGUGUAAAUGGUCAAAUAUAUAAUCAUGAUAAAGUAAACGGUGAUGGAGGUGAAUUUUCAAUUGUAACUUUUGUAGAGAAUGAUCAUGGUGAGAAAAGGGGUGUAAAGGGAGAAAACUUUGGUAAAAUAAAGAGAGGUCUGAUUGAGAUUAAUCCUGUGUAUGAAGUAAAUGAUGAUUUAAUAGCAGAUAAUGAGGUAGUAGGAGUUAAUGACGGUAGUCAGGGUAACACUGAAGAAACCUCUAGUGAAAACCAGACAUCAAAACUUGACAAAGAUGCGGGUAAUUCUAAUGAUGAUGUAAGUACAGGUGAAAAUGGUACAAGUAUUACAAAAGAAGGUAUUAACACUGAAAGGCUGUCUGUUGUUAUUGAUGAUGAAGUUGUAGAACUGAGGAAGUCACCUGAUGUAGUCAGGUCUCGUCAGUCCCGGCAACCAACCUGGAGAAAAAACCAACAUGUUGUUAGUGAAGCGUUCAACUUUCUUACAGACAUUGACACUCAAGAUUUGGAUACAGUGACAGACAGUGUAUUAAUCAAUGGUUUCAGUGUCAAAACUUGUAGUGAAUGUGGUCAGAAUUUAACACAUGAUGAUAAAAUUUCUGUAGAGGAUCAAGGGCAAUUACUCUGCAAACAUUGUGAGUCUAAACAUACUGAGAAAGGGGAGGUAACUAAAAUCAAAGCAGAAUCAGGGAAAGUUAAUGGACUAGAUUCUGAAGCAGGGGAGGUUAAUGGGGUUAAUGGAGAAACUGAUGAUGUUGGUGAAUUGCCUGAUUCUAAACCAGGAAUUACUAGAAAGAGGAGAUUAGUUCCACAGAAUAAUACUGAUAAUGAUGACGGGAAUUCAUCAGAUGAAGACAAAGGUGUUUACAGGGAGAGUUUCCGCAAGUCUACCUGGCUAUAUAUUGGAGACAAUGAAGAGAUUAAAGAAAGAACGAACCAUUCUAACUUUAUAUCAUUGUCUGACCUUGGGGUAGAUACUUGUGACACAGAUAGCAUAUUUGGUGACAAUGUUCCAUCUAUGUCACCUUUGCCAGACUUUGGUCACAUACGAAAUGACUCGGUCGGUACAACAAUGUCUGAACAAGAGUUCCGGAACCAGUAUAACUCUGUUGCUAGGAGAUUUGUGAAGAGAGCCGACAGUCAACAAGAGUACAAGAGAUUUACAACCAGGGGAUAUGAUAAUUUGAAAUCAUUUACCAUUGAGCGUGACUCAAGUAUGGAGUUUGGAAUACAUAUAUUAGACAGUAAACCUGCCAUUAUAUCUGGAAUAGAUGCAGGUAGUGCUGCAGAGAGUUCAGGGUUGAAGGAAGGUCAGAUUGUUGUAUCUAUAAAUGGGGUAAAUGUUUUAGAGGCCAGCCAUGAUGAGAUCAUUAAUCUGGUCACAAGAGAUUCUAAGACCCUGACUUUAGAGGUUGGGACAGGAGAUACCUCGACUACACAAGAUCUUCAAGUACCAGUGAUGACUGGCUAUCUACAGAAACAAGUCUCGUCUACUAUAUUUAGAACAUGGAAACGGCGGUACUUCAUCUUACGGAGAGAUAACUGUCUGUAUUAUUACAAAAAUGAAAAGGAAACAGAUCCACUAGGGGCUAUACCAUUAAACUGUUAUACAGUUUCAAGACAUGGAGAUCUUAACAAGUUUGGCUUCAAAGCUGAGAAAUACAACUCUAAAACAUUCUACUUUAUGGCAGAAAGUAGAGAACAAAUGACAAAUUGGGUCGGGGCAAUGAACGAUGCUGCAUCUAAAGGUAAAAGUAAGGAUUCAUGGAUGGAUGUAACAGCCCAUAAUGUUGGGCUGCCGGCAUUGAAUAUUAGAAGCCCAGAUUGUUCGGGGUACUUGUUCAAGAUGGGACGAGCAACCCGGCGCUGGAGAAAACGUUACUGUGUUCUCAAAGAUGCUUGUAUAUACUACUACAAAAAUGCUAAUUCUAAAGAAGCUGAUGGCGUGGCACAUCUCCAUGGAUAUACGGUAGAGGUCAGUGGUGUGUCCGGGAAGAAGUUCAGUUUUAGUUUACGUCCACCGGAGACUCAGAUGAGAACGUUUUCAUUCUACACUGAUAAUGAUACAGACAAAAUGAGAUGGGUCCAGUCACUGAAUACAUCAAUCAAGAAAUGGGUCAAGGUGGAUUGAUUCCUAGGCAAUACUGAUACAUGACAGCUUUUGUUAUUACAUGAUGCUUACAAGGUGGAUUGAGUCCUGGGCAAUACUGAUACAUGACAGCAUUUAGCACACCUGUCACAAAGUGACAUGGUGAGCUUUUGUGAUCGCUUUUCGUCCAGCGUCUGUCCAUCGUCCGUCCGUAAACUUUUAAUUUAAAUGACAUCUCCUCAUAAACUGCUAAGCCAAUUCCAUCCAAACUUCACAGGAAUGUUCCUUUGUUGGUCAACUUUAUAAAUUGUUCAAAGAAUUUAAUUCCAAACAGAACUCUCGUUGCCAUGGCAACCGAAAGAAAAAACUUCAAAGAUCUUCUUUUAGAAAACGAAAGAGGUAGAGCUAAAAUAUUUUGCAUGAAACAUCAUCUUUCCAGUGUUUACCAAGUUUUUUCAAAUGAAUGCCCUGGGGUCAAAAUUGGCCCCACUCCGGGGAGGUCACUGAUUUCCUUAUUCCUGUAUAUUGUUAAAACUUAAAAAAUCUUCAUUUAAAAAAACCCAAAUAGCUAGAGCUUAGAUAUUAAGCAUGAAACAUCCUCUAGUGGGUGUGUACCAAGUUUGUUCAAAUAAAAGUCCUGGGGUAAAAAUUGGCCCCGCCCCAAGGGUUCAUUGAUUUUCCUUAUUUGUAUAUAAUUAAAAAACUUAAAAAAUCUUCUUUUAAAAAACCAAAAUAGCUAGAGCUUAGAUUUUAAGCAUGAAACAUCUUCUAGUGGGUGUCUACCAAGUUUGUUCAAAUAAAAACCCUGGGGUAAAAAUUGGCCCCGCCCCAGCCCAGAGGGUCUUGUUUUUCCCUUUAUGUAUAUAGUAAAAACUUAAAAAAUAUCUUCUUUUGAAAACCCCAAAGAGCUAGAGCUAAGAUAUUUAGCAUUAAAAAUCUUCUAAUGGGUGUCUACCAAGCAUAACUUAAAACGUACUGGUUGGAAUUCAAAACAACUUCAUACAAUGGUCAAGCACUAUAAGAGGAAGUGCAAUGAACAAGAACUAUAACUCCAUCUUCGGUAUUUAUACAGUAAUUGCCCUUUGUUCCUUUUCUUUAUCUUUCUGGACUUAUUACAGAGUUAUUCAAUAUAACUUCAUCAAUGGCCAACCACAUUGAAAGGAAAUGCAACAUACAAGAACCACAACUAUCUUUAAUUGCCCACAACCAUAACUCUAUAUUUCAAUUAUUUUACAAGGUAUUCUUUUUCUAGUAACAUCCUCAUUUCCGAUGCAGUCUUGUGGGGGUAUUAAUCACAUUUAGUGAUAGUUCUAGUUUUAUUACCAUUGACAUGGUUAAAAAUCAUCUUCAUUUUAUUGUGGAAAUAGUUCCUGCAUGGUUAUGGUUGUUGACUUCAAAUCUUGUGCUCCUUGCUGUUCUGGCUUAACAUUGUGUUUUAAACUCUAGAUUCUUUCUUGUAAGGAAUUUCUCCAACUGUCAUAUGGUAUCUUAAUGAUAUUACUUUGAUGCCUGCAUAUGACUAAAAAAGUAUGGAGAGGCACUUUAGAUGUUCUUUUAUUAGUAAAAUUAUGAUAGACAUUCUUUCAUCAGUAAAACUAUGAAAUGAUUACAUGAAUUAGUGUUUUGUAAUUUAAAAACAACAAAAAGUAUGUAGAGAUUAGUACGGUGGCCAAAUGAUCAGGGUUGCAGACAUACUAUAAGCACUCUUUCUUAAAUGAAUGUUAUGUUUGAAUUUAGAAAGUGGUUACUGUUUUUAUGAUUGCUGAUACAUGUUAAAGGGUCUCAACUGAGGUUUUUUGACAUGACGGGACUGGAAAUAAUUUUUUGAGAUUAUUACUCCAUUUGAUGUAAAUCUAUACUAAUAACUUAUGUGCAAAAUUUCAGAUCAUUAGCUCGCUCUGUUUUUUCAGAAUAAUUAUUAUUAAAGUGACAAAUAACCAAGAAUUGAAAAGCGUUUAAACGCUUUUCACUCAAAUCGGACUGAGAAUAGCACAAACAUAUGAUUUUCAAUGUAUUUCUAGUAUAUUUCUUGGUUAUAUUUCAUUUAUAUUUCUGUUUUAAGUGCUCAUGUUUAUCUAUGUGAAAAAUUAAAAUUUUAUGUUUUAAGGCUUAUAAACCUCAGUGGUGUUCCUUUUAUGUAUACCAGAGGUAACACACAUAAUAGCUCUUCCAUUGAUAACGCUGGAAAAUCAUGUGAAACAUUAUUUUCUUCUUAAUCAAUGGUGUAUUGUUAUUGAACACUUAAGAACUAGACACAAUUGCAUUGUAAAUAUGUAAUUAACAUAAUAUAGGAUGACUGACCUUUAAAUUGUAGGGCAAGGUUGAAUAUAAAUUGUCAGUUUUUCAAUGCAUAAAACUUAAUAUGACUAAAGCAUUAUAUAUUUUUUAUGAUUGGUAGUUAUGAAUUAUUUCCUUCCUGUAUCAAAUGAUUUUUUAAAGAUUUCUAUUUUCAGUGAGUUGUCAUUUUAUAUCUAUUUUUAUUGAAAACGUUCCAUAUUUUGCUAAGAUUGAUCUACUGUAACUAUGGCAACAUUUAUCAUGUAUCUCAUCUUGUUAUUUAUAUAUAUUUAUUUCGGACAUUUUUUUAAGAAUAUGUUUAACUUAAAGGUUGUGCAAUUUUUUUUAUAUAUUUUAGAAAUUUAUCAAUUCCUCGGAAGUUAUUAGAAUUACCUUGUAUUGAGUUUGAAGAGAGGGUUGGGGGAGGGGGGGAUUUGUGCCACUGUAUUUAACAAUUUAUUAUCUGGUGAAUAUACCAUAUGAAAUUAUAGAAAUAAAAUUAGAGUUCUAUAUUGAACAAAUUUGUAUAAAGAGGUAUGAGGGUAGAAAAACAUAGAUGUAUACAAUGUAUGAAUAUUUUAUGCUCGCACCACUUUUUGCGGAAGGGAUAUAUAGAUUUACCUUGCCAAUCCAUCCCUCCUCUAAGCAUCUAUGAAGUUCCACUGUAUCUACAUAGUCCAGAUUUCUUAGAAUAUUUGUCUUUGUGAGAAUUUAUGGACCUUUUAAUUUGCCGCAAAUAUAUUUGAGAUUAGCUGAGUUAUUUUCCAUGAUUUAGCAAAAAUAAGCAUAUUUGGUGCAUAACUCCAACAGUAUAACUGCUAUGUUUAUACACACUAGCAACUAUAGAGGGGUUGUUUUAUUAUUAUUAUGCUCCCCGAAAAAUUUUGGGGGAGCAUAUAGUCGUCGGGUUGUCCGUCCUUCCGUCCGUCCGUACGUCCCAACUCGUGUCCGGCCCAUAACUUAGUUAUUUGAAGUCGGAUUUUAAAACUAUUUCACAGAAAUGAUCACCAUAUUGAGACGACGUGUCGCGCGCAACAUUUGGGUCGCUACCUUGAAGGUCAAGGUCACAGCAUGACCUUGCAGCAAAAUCGUGUCCGGUCCAUAACUUCGUUAUUUGAAGUCGGAUUUUAAAACUAUUUCACAGAAAUGAUCACCAUAUUGAGACGACGUGUCGCGCGCAACAUUUGGGUCGCUACCUUGAAGGUCAAGGUCACAGCAUGACCUUGCAGCAAAAUCGUGUCCGGCCCAUAACUUUGUUAUUUGAAGUCGGAUUUUAAAACUAUUUCACAGAAAUGAUCACCAUAUUGAGACGACGUGUCGCGCGCAACAUUUGGGUCGCUACCUUGAAGGUCAAGGUCACAGCAUGACCUUGCAGCAAAAUCGUGUCCGGCCCAUAACUUCGUUAUUUGAAGUCGGAUUUUAAAACUAUUUCACAGAAAUGAUCACCAUAUUGAGACGAUGUGUCGCGCGCAACAUUUGGGUCGCUACCUUGAAGGUCAAGGUCACAGCAUGACCUUGCAUCAAAAUCGUGUCCGGCCCAUAACUUCUUUAUUUGAAGUCGGAUUUUAAUACUAUUUCACAGAAAUGAUCACCAUAUUGAGACGACGUGUCACGCGCAACAUUUGGGUCGCUACCUUGAAGGUCAAGGUCACAGCAUGACCUUGCAUCAAAAUUGUGUCCGGUCCAUAACUUCUUUAUUUGAAGUCGGAUUUUAAAACUAUUUCUCACAGAAAUGAUCACCAUAUUGAGACGACGUGUCGCGCGCAACAUUUGGGUCGCUACCUUGAAGGUCAAGGUCACAGCAUGACCUUGCAUCAAAAUUGUGUCCGGUCCAUAACUUCUUUAUUUGAAGUCGGAUUUUAAAACUAUUUCUCACAGAAAUGAUCACCAUAUUGAGACAACGUGUCGCGCGCAACAUUUGGGUCACUACCUUAAAGGUCAAGGUCACAGCAUGACCUUGCAUCAAAAUCGUGUCCGGUCCAUAACUUCUUUAUUUGAAGUCGGAUUUUAAAACUAUUUCACAGAAAUAAUCACCAUAUUGAGACGACGUGUGGCACGCAACAUUUGGGUCGCUACCUUGAAGGUCAAGGUCACAGCAUGACCUUGCAGCAAAAUCCUGUCCAGCCCAUAACUUUGUUAUUUGAAGUCAGAUUGUAAAACUAUUUCACAGAAAUGAUCACCAUAUUAAGACUUCGUGUCGCGCCCAACAUUUGGGUCGCUACUUUGAAGGUCAAGGUCACAGCAUGACCUUGCAGCAAAAUCCUGUCCAGCCCAUAACUUCCUUAUUUGAAGUCAAAUUUUAAAACUAUUUCACAGAAAUGAUCACCAUAUUAAGACAACGUGUCACGCCCAACAUUUGGGUCGCUACUUUGAAGGUCAAGGUCACAGCAUGACCUUGCAGAAAAAUCUUGUCCGGCCCAUAACUUCGUUAUUUGAAUUUAGAUUUUAAAAAUAUUUUACAGAAAUGAUCACAAUAUUGAGAUGACGUGUCGCGCGCAACAUUUGGGUCGCUAUCUUGUAGGUCAAGGUCACAGCAUGACCUUGCAGCAAAAUUGCGUUCGGCCAGUAACUUCGUUCCUUGAAGUCGGAUUUAACAACUAUUUCACAGGGAUGAUCACCAUAUUGAAUCGACGUGUCACAUGCAACAUUUGGGUCGCUACCUUGAAGGUCAAGGUCACAGCAUGACCUUGCAGCAAAAUCAUGUCUAGCCCAUAACUUCCUUAUUUGAAGUCUGAUUUUACAACUAUUUCACAGAAAUGAUCACCAUAUUGAGACAAUGUGUUGUGCACAACAUUUGGGUUGUUUUUACACUUUGAACUUUGCCUGUGACAUAACUCUGACACUACAAGAGGUAUACCUUCCUGUGUCCAAAACCUAUUCAGGGAGCAUCACCCGGUUCAACCGGCUCUUAUUUUUUUUGCUACUAGUGGGAUGGUAUCCAUAGCCCUAGACACAUUUUCUAGUUAGUGAAUUGGUAAUUCUCAUGUAUGAAUAUUGUUGAGUGUUUAACAGUUCAUAGGUAGUUUAGGAUUUUUUUGAAAAUACAUUUCUUAUUUUUUGAUAGAGAUUUGUCUUCCAGAAAUGUACAGUUUUAAAAUUGCAUUUAAACUUUCUUCCAUAAGGGGUAGCUGCCAUAUUGAUUUGAGUGACAUUGCAAAGUUCCAGUAUUUGGAUUGAAAGGCCCAGAGUCAGAUUUCUAGAUAAGGCUUAAUUAUUAAUGAAUGCUAUUUGAAUAGAAAGGUUGUGGGGAACAAUGCAUUUUUACAUGAUCUCAUAAUUCCCAUAGUAAAUUUUUGCAGUAAAAAUCACACAUUCACUAGCAUUAAAUUUUGUACAAUGUCUGUCAGUGAAUAAAAACUUACUCAAGUUGUUUUAAAAGGUUUUGAGCAAAACUAUGACACAAAUGAAUAUAUUUCCUUUAUCAAACCUUUCUGUAUAUUUUCCUGUGUGUUUUUGUGUCCAUAGUUUGUAUUAUCUUAUUGCUGUCCACAUUUGCCUUUGUCUUAAAUCUGUCCAAUUUUUCCUAUCAAACAUGUCCAUAUUUUUAUCUUUAGCUCACUCCUUCCAUAUUUUCCCAUAUCUAAAGCUUGUAUAUAUAAUUUGUUGUCUAAUUGUGCUUUAUACCUUGACUUAAUCCAUGUUCUGUCCAUGAUUUACAUUGUCCAAACUCGACUCAUUUAGUAAGAAACCUAAUUUUUCAUUUAAGAGUACCAUAAUUAUUUUGACCACUUAUGUACUCGUCCAAAAUUUUAGUUCAUCUCAUCAUUUUAAUUUUAUUAUUGACCAUCAUCUGAUUUCAUGUACACUUACUUAGGUCUUAAGUAAAAAAACAAUCAACAAUACCUCUACCGUUCAGCUAUUUACCAUAAAUCAAAACUUUCAUGAUGUGUCAGGGAUUAAUUUUUCAUUUUCUUUCCAACGAUCUUUUAUAUAGAUUCCUGUUAAAAUGCCAUAAUAUAAAUGAUAUAUAUUUAAUCAGUGCUUUAACAAAUAUUGGUUGUUUCACUUGCAAUUUCUUUUUCUAAGGAAAAACAUAUUUUGUUGUUUUGGUAGUUUAAUUUUAUUUGUACUGAAAGAUUGUUGUACAUAUAAGUGGUAAUUGUUCCUUACAUGAAUUUGAUAACGUUUAUUGUAAGUUGUGAAGAGAGAUGAUAAUCAGAUCAGAGAUCUCUACCAUCACAAACAUUUUUAUCAAUAUUUUGAUAUUUUUUAAUUUAUUUUUCAUUAUUUUUUUACUUUUGAUGAUUUUUUUGAUAAACUAUAACAAACGUAGGUACGAAAAGUUAAAAAUAAAACAGAAAGAGAAAAAUGAUGUUAGUUUUUCUAUGUAACAGUCAAUAUUUACAUUUGAAUUUCGACGUUAUGUCAUGUGACUUUCAUCAUCAUAUGACGUCUGCGAGGACAGUGAUUACAAUUCUGCCAAGGGAGGUAAUCACUGUGAGGAGUUUGAUUUUAUACAUGUUUAGAUAAUGCCCUUGAUAUGAUAUUUAUAAAAUGGGCAAUUUUCAGCUAAAUGAAAAGAAAUGACUAAACAGAACAUUUCUCAUUUCUUUAGUAAUUUAUAUGUCAGGAACACUAGUGUGUAUUUACUGAAAUGGUUCAACUUUGUUGAUGCAAAAGCACUCUUUGUUAAUUGUUUAAUUUUCUAUCACAAUUGAGUAUUGAAAAUAUUCUUUGAAAUAUGAUAUUGAGGGAGAUCAGCAGAAAGCUGUUGUAAAUAACGAAAAUAACCAGAUUAACUUUGAUAAGAAUAAUUUAUUGUGAGUUUUAGUCAUCUGCUUAUUUCUUGCUGUUGUUGUUGUUGUUAUUAUUAAUAAUUAUGUUAAAUAUCGAAAGCAUUCCUUGAGGGCUCUGAGCAAAGCACUUGUAAAACAUAAAAAAAACUUACAUGAGACUAUCAAAGAAUAAAGUUAUUCUUUGGAUCUAAGCGACCCACUUACAAGACAAGGUGUACAAUAUAGUGCUUGAAAUGCUUGUCUUGUGAGUUACAAGGGUACAACUGCUUUGUUCAAGCCUUCAAUCAAGCUUCUCUUAGAACUGUUUACAGUUUAACUUACAAGAUGUGAUUUAUUUUGUUAUUGUUUGUUGAUAUAGAUAAUAUUCUUUUGUUGUGUGUUGUGUUUUUAUUUUGCUCAAAUGGUUGUUGUUGAUUGUGAUUAUUACUUAUAGAUGUCCACUGUUGUAUGAAACUUUAAACGCUUUUUAUGUAUAAAGUUUGAGAAACUACCUGUUUUUUUACAGGUAAAUAGUAUUAUCAUGCAGAUAGUGUAACUUUAUAUGUAUUCACCAAUAUUGAUUUAAAAAUAUAUAAAGUGUAGGAAUAAAUGUUUAAUGUUUUUGAUGUAUUCUUUCAGUUAUACAUGUAGUUACAAAUUAUUGAAAUACGUGGUCCCAUAAUAUUGCUUUUUGAAAGUUCAUGUUUAAAUUCUUAUGUUAGUGAAUGUUUUUUGAAAUAUUUUUGUCUGUAAAUAUAUUUUCUUACGGCUAAAGACUUUUAUAUUAGGGCAAGUGUUAUGUUGUAUGAAGGUACUGUUGUAUGAAGGUUUUGUCAUAUAUGUAAGUGAUAUUUUGUUUUACCCCUAUGGUAGGUUUUGAAAAAUUCAAGCUGAAGAAAUGUAUGAGGCAGCUUAGAGGCAAUACUAACAUAUCUUCCGUACCAAUAUAGAGCUAGCAUGGUUAUCCUAGCAGUUUAACAAGACUGCAUACUGUUUGACUAUUCAAUGUUAUUGUGUUGAUAUAUGGCGGCGUGUCAGAGUGGUUAACACGUCAGACUAGUAAUCUAAGGAUUGCUGGCGGCGUGUGUUCAAACCCAGUCAGGGGAAAGCUUAUGUUAUUAUAAAUAUAUUAAUCAGAAGAAGUUCAGCAUUUUUAUUCUAAAUAAUGAUAGUUGGAAAAAAUUAAAUGAAUAAUUCAACAUUUGUAUAAUAGUUUUACAAAAUAGCUGUAAUAUUUCAUUAUUUUAGCCAAAAAAAUUUUAAAAGAAGAGUUAUCAUUAACAUGCAGGCAUCAGUAUCUCAUGUUAGAAUCCGUUUAUAACAAGAUAUUGUGUACCAUGUUUUUGAACUUCUAGAAUUUUGGUGAUUGUUGUUAUUAGACAGGAAAAUGGUUUUGAUACCUUUUUUUAAAACUAUUUGCAUUUCCUAAAAUAAAUUUCAGACUUUUUAUAAAGCGAAAAGUUAUGAUUGACACAAAAUAUUUAUUUAACAGUUAAAUGAAUACAUUUGCAGAUGUUUCUAGAUUCAAAAUAUUACAUUUUCAUGUUAAAUGUUGAAGUCUGCUUAAGCCAGUUGCUGUCAGGGAUGUAGACUGUAGCUUUUCACUACCAAAUACCGUCCAUGAACAGGUUCAAUCAAACCAAGCCUGCAACAUUUUCGAACGUUUUGUGCGUUCUUUAGGGAUUCCUUUUUUUUAUACCAUCUUUAUACCAUCUUUUUUAUAUUUGUAUCGGAAGAGAGGUAUACUCCAAUUACAUUCUGAUUCACCAGCCACUUUCUUUGGUAUUAUAUAAUAAACUUGUUCUGUUAAUAUCAUGUUUUGAUGUACUCGAUUUGAAACUGUCAUCAAGAAUAUAUCAGUGCAAAAAAAAAGUAGUUUUAUUUAGAAUAAUUAUUUAGUUUUCCUCUGUGUAAUCAAGGUAGAGAUAGAUGUACAUGUAUGAAGUCAUGUCCAUAUAAAACAUAUGAUUAAAAGAGUGUGCCAUAUAGCAAUAUUUACAGUUUUUGUAAAUUAUGUAUUAAGCAAUGAAUGCAAUACCUUAUACAGUAAAAUUUGUUGUGAAUUUUAUAAUAUUUACAGUUUAUUGGUAUAUUUUCUAUAUUAACCAGCUUUUUCAUAUUGUCAAAGUUUUGUAUUUAGUGAUAUAUACAUAUAAUUAUAUAAUAACAACAUUCCUGUUUAUUUUGUUGUUUAACCCCCUAUUUAUGUUUUCUAUAUUAAUUUACAACUUUUGAUUUUGUUAUUGGAUUAAACUGAAGGAACAGCU